This is a messenger RNA of Fusarium odoratissimum NRRL 54006, 2949 nucleotides long. RefSeq lists its product as uncharacterized. The transcript is spliced from 2 exons. The coding region runs from base 1001 to 2713 and encodes 570 amino acids. The record is from RefSeq and is a predicted model, not a curated record. Lineage: Eukaryota; Fungi; Ascomycota; Sordariomycetes; Hypocreales; Nectriaceae.
UGCGACUCGCACGCGUGCUUGCGCUUUCAUAAAGCCAAAUCACAACGCAUCGACAGAAGCACUUGCCGUGCAUCAUAUCUAUCCUGAGUAAGGCAAGAAUGGAUCGCGACCGAGGUCGAAGGUGAGUUAUAAACCGUUUGCUUCUCUGUAUUGCAUCUUGCGUUCUUCUUCAUCAUCACCAUCAUCGUUACAUCUCCCAUCGUUUUGCGACACCAUUUCGGCAUCUCCAGCACCACCCGCGGACACCCUCGAAACACGCUACACGAUGACCUACCACUUUGAGCAAUGCGACUUGUUCGACCCACGUCUCGUGCUGUGGCCCCGGACCCAAACUCGAGAGAAUAUCGAUCAACUGAACGAUCGUUCGAUGGCUGGUGAUAUCGUGAGGGGGGAAGACGGCAGCGACUUUCACGAAAUCAUCAAAGAUGCCUCCGAGUUCGAGCAGGCGCCUGGCGAGCUUGUGCAGAGGAAUGUCGAACGACAUUGGAACAUUCGCUCUAUUUGGUUGGUCACCUGCGGAUGGCCAAGCCAUCGUCAUCAACCAGGCCAUGAACCAAUAGCGAUUCGGAUGAUUGUCCAUCUAUUCUCCUAUUCGGUAUAUCACUUCGGUCGCUCUGUCGUUCGGGUUACCACGAGGGACCAAAAGAUGCAUGUUCAUGGGAACGAGUCGUGCUUUUGGUUCGACCCAUUCCGACCCAUAUCCUAGGAGAUGAUGCUAGGUUUCCACCCAUUUUGCCAGCAUUACGUCCCACUCCACAGGCUCGUCAGAGCGAGGAUGGAGAGCAUUGCUGCAACCACAGGGAAUGAUGCUUGGGAGCGUGUCAAACAACGCUGGCCGGCUUAUAAAGGGAUUCUAGACCGGCGUGUCAACACUCAACCGUGGUUUCGCAUAAUCAAGAUGUUACCAGGAUUAGAGACUGUACGCCUGCCUUCCUACUCGCCUUAACCAUGGCACGAUAUUUAGCCUGCCCUCUGCCAGAAAUUGGCAAGGACCUUAACGAUGCAGCAUGCCACAGGACUCGAAUUACUCUACGCUUAUUCAUCUGCGUCUUGUUUUUGUUUUCUUUCUUUCUUUCUUUCUUUCUUUCUUUCCUUCUCAGGGUCUUUUAAACUUCAAAGCGCAAUUACUAACAUGAAAAAAAAAAAAAGGUUUGAUGAUGGGGAAGUCGUUAGAUACGGCGCUGGAGAGUCAUGGAGGCCCACUCCUCGAGACCGGUCGCCUAGGCGGGUUAGAAGUCCGGUUAGAGAGCGAGCAAGGAGCCCGCGACCUAGAAGUCCACGUCCCCGAAGUCCAAUUCCUUCUGGAUCCGAUAGCUAUGUGCCGGGCAGAUACCCACCACGUCGUAGGUCGAGAAGUGGAGGAGACCGAUACCGGCGAGAGCGAUCAAGAGAACGAGAGAGUCCGCGCCGGCGGGAGCGUAGUAGGUCUAUGCGGCGGCCGUCUCCCCGACGUAGCUUGUCCCGGAGAGUUUCUCCUCCGCGUGGAGCGGAUAGAUAUGAAAGGCCCCGGUCUCCUGCCCCUGGCAGAGAUUGGGAACGCGAUCGUGAGAGGGUCAGAGAUCGAGAAUGGGACCGUGACAGAGUACGUGAUAGGGGACGUGACUUCGAGCGGCGUGACGAAAGGCGGCGAUCUAGGUCUCCAUUUGGUGUGAUUCGCCGCGACAGAACUCCUCCUGUGCGGUCUCCCGUGACAGGUCCUCGUGGUGGCUCAUAUAGACCACGUUCACGUUCUAUGAGUCGAAGGGGAAAUGACCGAUGGCAGUCAUACAGGCGUGUCAGCCCCCCGAGAGAAUCUGGAAUCUCAUCUGCGAUCACUUCUCAGUCAGCUUCUGGAAGAUCGUCACCGCGACCGAGUUCCGUGAGAGCUCGUUCACCACUUCAAUCUCGAGAAGAGUCUCCUCAUCAUCAUGCUAUGUCUGGUGCGGCACCACCAAGGGAGGCACCAAGACCUGGACCUUAUGAUACAAACACAUCAGCCCCCGCUCGAUCACCGCCACGAGGCCCUGCAGCGCUAAGAGCACCUCCAACCGGCCCUGCAGCAAACAGAAAUCCCGCAGCGCCAGUAUCUUCACCAGCCCUGCCUCCUCCCGCUCGGACUCAGACACCUACGGCUCCUCCUCUACGUUCAGGUACCACGAGCCCAACAGUCCCCCCAGCUGGCCCGCGAGGUUAUGUGCCUCCAGCUAGAGGUGGGUUUGCCCCCCGAGGCAGAGGUGGUUGGAAUCAAGCACCAGCAAGACACAUUUCAGGACCUUCACCGACUCCUCCAACUCCCAGUGGACCUUCAGCUAUUCCCACUGGCCCACGCGCGACUCCGUCAAAUACAUCGUCAGCCUCAACAACGACGCAAUCUCGACCGUUCAAUCCUCCGACUGGACCAUCGGCUCAACAUGCUGGUGGCGCACGGCAGACUUUGGCGCAAUCCAUGCUUGCGACGCUGCCCCCCAUCAUCCCUGGCGGCAAGUUGGAUCCUUCCAUGACGCCUCUGGCUCUCGGCGUAACUCGAGAACUUGAGCCACAUUAUCGCAAGUUGAAGGACGAGGAGGAAAAGUUGCGAGAUGAACUGCAUGCGAAGCAAGAGCGGCUACGAAAAAGCCUUUACACGUGGAAUAGACUCGAACGUGACUCGCGAGCGUGGGAGAUGCGGAGUGACCUGAGCGAGAAGAGCAUGAAGAGCCUUGCUGGUGAAGGCAUGGGUGGUGCUGCAUUUUAAAAAUAUGUGCCACAAGAUGUUAGGAACUUGGCGCUAAAGGAUCAUCGUUUAUGCUUGUAUGAUUGUUGAAUAUGCAGGACUAGGUUCCUGUAAGCGUUGCUUCCAUUUGCUUCUGGUCAUGAGAAAUCCCAAGACUUUGGAGAUUUCAUGUUUACAUUGGGUCGAGACGUCCUGCUUGUACAACAGUUGUAUGAAGAGAUAAUAAUUAUGAUGAGCCCGUUGUAUGUGAAUUCGGC